Lasiosphaeria miniovina is the source of this 561-nucleotide messenger RNA. RefSeq lists its product as uncharacterized. The record is from RefSeq and is a predicted model, not a curated record. The transcript has 4 exons. Lineage: Eukaryota; Fungi; Ascomycota; Sordariomycetes; Sordariales; Lasiosphaeriaceae. Bases 1 to 561 code for a protein of 186 amino acids.
AUGGACAGGGUCGGGGAGCGAGUACGAGCCGCGUCCGCCCAAGGCAACCCCUCAAAGGGGAUCGAUAAUCCGACCAGUACCACGCCGGCCCCGUGGCUCGCUACCACGCUGGUCCACCUCGUCAAGAACUGCAAGGAAACCCCAACGAAGAUUCUGAUGCCUGUCAACCCGGAGCUAACACCUGAGGCCGUGGCGGCGUUCAUGGCCGCUGCCAAGGCCAAUGCUGCCGGGCUUUUCGACGCUCAGAGCGGGGCUAGGCACAAGCCCCUGGACAUCUGUUUCUGCCCCGUUAACGAGGACCGGGGGGGGGGGGGUGAUGGGGCCACUCGAUCGAAGGUCAUCGUGAUGUUCCUCGGGUCCGAGCGCUCCGUGGACCAGAAGACUGCCAACCAGGAGAGGGCGUUCGCGGCAUGGAUCCUUGUAUCGGUUCUAUGCCUGGCCCUUGGCGGCUACGCAGCUUUUGACUUCGGCCCGCAGCACCACGCGGUAGUGGUUCUAGCGCUGGUCAUGUUCGUCGUGGCCUACAGGUUCGCCUACACGAAAUGGCAGCUUCAUCGAUAG